AUGGAUGGUCCUCAUCUGCCUCGGAGCUGUGAACUAUCUCUGCCCUGCUGUGCAGACGGCGGGUCACUGUCGAGCGCCAAGGCCCCCCAAGUCAGCGGGGUCAGAGUUCAGCUGGAGAUGCAUGCACUCUGGCAGCAGUUCGACCAGCUGGGCACGGAGAUGAUCGUUACCAAAGCCGGAAGGAGGAUGUUUCCAACAUUCCAGGUGCAAAUCUCCGGGAUGGAUCCCACCGCUGAAUACGUCCUGCUCAUGGACUUUCUCAUUGUGGACGAUAAAAGAUACAGAUAUGCGUUCCACAGCUCAUCCUGGUUGGUGACAGGGCGAGCGGAUGUCGUAGCACCGAGCCGGAUGCAUUUCCACCCAGACUCACCUGCCUGUGGAGCCCAGUGGAUGAAGCAGACCGUCUCCUUCGACACCCUAAAGCUCACCAACAACCUGCUGGAUGACAACGGACAUAUGAUAUUGAACUCCAUGCAUCGCUAUCAGCCGCGCUUCCAUGUGGUGUACGUGGAUCCGGCUCCCAACAGCCACUUGAACGCACACAGGAACUUCUGCUCCUUUUCCUUCCCCGAGACACGCUUCAUGGCCGUCACUGCCUAUCAGAACCACCGGAUCACCCAGUUAAAAAUUGCUAGCAACCCAUUUGCUAAAGGCUUCAGGACGACAGACCCCCAGGACCCGUGA
Molecule: messenger RNA, 684 nt
Organism: Anarrhichthys ocellatus (wolf-eel)
Lineage: Eukaryota; Metazoa; Chordata; Actinopteri; Perciformes; Anarhichadidae
Product: T-box transcription factor TBX1-A
Exons: 6
Coding region: 1-684 (227 amino acids)
Biological process (GO): regulation of transcription by RNA polymerase II; positive regulation of DNA-templated transcription; cell fate specification
Cellular component (GO): chromatin; nucleus
Molecular function (GO): RNA polymerase II cis-regulatory region sequence-specific DNA binding; DNA-binding transcription factor activity, RNA polymerase II-specific
Source: RefSeq, a predicted model, not a curated record